This is a messenger RNA of Pedinophyceae sp. YPF-701, 669 nucleotides long. The record is from the annotation of a GenBank genome assembly. Lineage: Eukaryota; Viridiplantae; Chlorophyta; Pedinophyceae.
AUGCGGGCCGCGGAGGCGCGCUGGCAGCAGCAGGUGUCGUCCGGGCGGGUGCGGAACGUGACGGCGAAGGAGGCUGGGGAGCUCAUCAAGGAGGGCUGGGUGUUGCUGGACGUGCGCCCGGUGGAGGAGACGAAGAAGGCCGCGGUCCGGGGCGCCGUGACGGUGCCGCUCUUCGUGCGCGACGAGGACCUGUCGCCCGGCGGCCUGCUGAAGCGGGCGUCGGCGUUCGGCAUGGGGGGAUGGUGGCUGGGCGGGGCGCACAUGAAGGCCAACGUGCGCUUCCUGCCGGACGUGCAGGCCGCGGUGCCCAAGGACGCGAACGUCGUCGUCGCCUGCCAGAAGGGCCUCCGGUCCCUCGCUGCGUGCGAGCAGCUGUCGCGCGCAGGGUACGGCACGCUGGCGUGGGUGAACGGCGGCUUCGACACGGCGGAGAAGGGCGACCUGGAGACCGAGGACAGCAAGGACCUGCGCUACGCCGGCAUCGGCGGGCUGUCGGCGCUGCUGGGGUGGACGGAGGUGCAGCAGGCGGACGCGCGGGCCAAGGGGAUGCGGGGCUCGCUGGACACGCUGUUCCGCGUCGGCGUGAUCGUGCUCGCGCUCGACGCGCUGGUCUUCGCCGUCGAGCAGUGGCGGUACAUGCAGAGCACGGGCGGGAUGCCCGGCCAGUGA